AUGAACCUCGUCGACAGAGCCUUCGUCAGAUCAUACUACCAAGAAGCAAUCCAAAACAUCACAGAACAGGAAGCGGACAUCUGGGGCCCUACGCCUCACCUCGUCACAGGACUCGUCAAAUCCAAAGCACGCUACGCAAUCCUGUCACAUCGGUGGGGCGCUGACGAGCCCACAUACCUCGAUCUCUCCACCCCCGCCAGACUCGCACAGCUUGAAGACGAGCAGCCUCAGGGCCCGGGGUACAGCAAGCUCAAGAACUUCUGCCGCGAAGCCCGCAAGCACGGGAUGGUCUUUGGCUGGUCGGACACGUGCUGCAUCGACAAGAGCAGCAGUGCAGAGCUGGACGAGUCCAUACGGUCGAUGUUCCGGUGGUACCGCAACGCGGAGCUCUGCCUCGUGCACCUUGCGCAGACACGCGGGCUGCAUGAGGUGCACCGUGACCCGUGGUUUCGACUCGGCUGGACGCUACAGGAGUUGCUCGCACCGCGCAGGAUCAAGUUCUUUGCUGCGGACUGGGUGGUGCUCACGGUGGAGGAGAACGACAAAGCUGUGAACGCGUCACUCUUGGAGCCCCUGGAGCGCGCGACGGGGAUCCGCGAGGUCGAUCUGCGCAACUUCGCGCCAGAUCCGUUUGAUGUGGAUAUAAGGAUGACAUGGGCAGCGCAGCGGGUGACGACACGCGCUGAAGACGCAGCGUAUGCGCUGAUGGGCAUGUUCGACGUGAGCAUCCAGAUUGCGUACGGCGAAGGCGCGGACCGGGCGUUUGCGCGCGUCGUCGAGGCAAUCAUGCUCGCUGGCGGGAGCCCGACGGUGCUGAACUGGGCGGGCCCCGCUGCG
Coniophora puteana RWD-64-598 SS2 is the source of this 837-nucleotide messenger RNA. Its product is annotated as HET-domain-containing protein. The annotation marks the transcript as partial. The record is from RefSeq and is a predicted model, not a curated record. Lineage: Eukaryota; Fungi; Basidiomycota; Agaricomycetes; Boletales; Coniophoraceae. The transcript has a single exon.